AACUGGAUCACGCGGGGCCAGCCCAAGUCCUUCUGGAUCUCAGGACUCUUCUUCCCCCAGGGCUUUCUGACAGGAGCUCUGCAAAACCACGCUCGCAAGUACAACCUUCCCAUCGACGAGCUGAACUUCUGCUUCAACAUGGUGCCUGUGUACCGAGACGAGGCAGUGGUGGCGGAGCAGCGGAGGGGGCUGGCUGUGGGAGCAGAGAUGGAGAUGGACGAGGAGAUCCCCGCCAUAGAGGACGGCGUCCUGGUCCACGGCAUGUUCAUGGAUGCCAGUCGCUGGGACGAUGAGGAGAUGGUGAUCGAGGACGCCUUUAAUCGGGAGAUGAACCCCAUGCUGCCGGUGGUACACUUCGAGCCGCAGCAGAACUACGAGCCCGACGAGUCUCUGUACCACGCGCCGCUUUACAAGACCUCCGCCAGGGCAGGGACCCUCUCCACCACAGGUCACUCCACCAACUUUGUCAUCACGGUGAUGCUGCCCUCCAACCGACCCAGUGACUACUGGAUCUCCAAAGCCUCCGCGUUGCUAUGCCAACUCAAUGAGUGAUGCUUCAUUGCUUUGUACUCCGUUAUUCCUUCAAGGCCUUAUUUCGUUUUUUAUACUUGAAUACUGUAAAUUUCCACUACAACUGUUGAUUAAACUGUACUGCUAAUCAUGAACAGCUUGGGUUUGUGUGUGCAUGUGUGCAGUAGAUGAUCACUUCAGAGGUAAGCUAAGGUUUCGUUCACACACUCACACACGCAUCUCACACACACACGCAUCACAUACACAAGAGAGCCGAAAUGGUAUAAAACUGUCAUUACAGUGAUUUAUUAUAAUGAACCAUGAAAAUAGCCAACCAGUGCUGUGUCUGAGUCGCUCUCCACACAUACACACACACCCACGCACACACUCACACAUACACCCACGCACACACACAGAAAUAAA
This is a messenger RNA of Clupea harengus (Atlantic herring), 933 nucleotides long. RefSeq names its product dynein, axonemal, heavy chain 6 (gene dnah6). The annotation marks the transcript as partial. Gene Ontology annotation, cellular component: dynein complex. Gene Ontology annotation, molecular function: minus-end-directed microtubule motor activity; dynein intermediate chain binding; ATP hydrolysis activity. The transcript has 4 exons. Gene Ontology annotation, biological process: microtubule-based movement. Lineage: Eukaryota; Metazoa; Chordata; Actinopteri; Clupeiformes; Clupeidae. The record is from RefSeq and is a predicted model, not a curated record.